Messenger RNA from Colletotrichum phormii, 747 nucleotides. RefSeq lists its product as uncharacterized. The transcript is spliced from 3 exons. Gene Ontology annotation, molecular function: heme binding; monooxygenase activity; iron ion binding. Lineage: Eukaryota; Fungi; Ascomycota; Sordariomycetes; Glomerellales; Glomerellaceae. The coding region runs from base 1 to 747 and encodes 248 amino acids. The record is from RefSeq and is a predicted model, not a curated record.
AUGGACGCUAAAGAGCCGCCUCUAUUGCGCCCGACAAUCCUCUUCAUCGGGCACAUUAUCGGAAUCUUUCAACACUCGUGGGAGUAUCUCGACAUGACCUUUGCAAAGUCAAAGGCUCCCAUGUUCACUCUGCCCAUGCUAGGAGGCAAGAUGUACGUCGUUACCGAACCAGAGCUCGCUCAGGCGGCACUUCGCAACCGCUCACUGAGCUUCGAUCCGUUUCUGAGGGACCUCAUCAGGGGGAUGGCUGGCGCCAGCGCGCAGACUAUGAAGGCGUGGGAUGAUCCCGCGUUCUACGGCCCUUGGGUGAAGAGUCUUUAUGGUGGGAUGGCGGGCCAAUCACUACUUGCACUCAAUAUCUCGGCCGUGGGAGGGAUUGCGACGGCGCUGAAUGAGAUUGGCGACGAUGGAGAGGUUGCGGACUUGUACAUGUGGAAUCGCGAGUUGUUCACAUUAGCCAGCACGGAUUCGCUAUAUGGAAGCAAGAACCCUUUGAGGGUGGAUAAGAAGCUCAUCGAGGCGUACUGGGACUACGACGCAGACGUCAACAAGCUCAUCCUCGGCAUCUUCCCCUCUAUCAUCGCACAAAAAGGCUACCGCGGCCAAGCCCUCUUCCAAGAAAGAAGCUUUCAAAACCUUCUUCGACUCCCAGCUCCACGAGAGCGACGACGUCCCAUCCCUCGUCAAAGACCGCCGGAGAUUAAGCAUAAGCUUCGACAUGACUUCGGCGGGAGCCGCCAAGAUUGA